This is a messenger RNA of Pelecanus crispus (Dalmatian pelican), 795 nucleotides long. The record is from RefSeq and is a predicted model, not a curated record. NCBI's taxonomy places the organism in Eukaryota, Metazoa, Chordata, Aves, Pelecaniformes, Pelecanidae.
UUCUUCUUUAGGUUUCAGAGGAGUGUGUUGGAUCUCUCUUUACAGUGGAGAUUUGCCAGACUGCCCAACAAUGCCAAGCUGGAGAUGGUGCCAGUCUCUAAUAGAGUGGGAACUGGAAACACGGUUCGGAUCGCAUUACAGUUAGAUGAUGGCUCCCGUUUACAAGACACCUUUCUCUGUCAACAGACUUUGUGGGAACUUCUCACCCAUUUUGCAAAGAUCAGGGAGUUUAUGGAACAGCAUGGUGAAUUCUCUCCAGUCUGUAUUUACAUGCGAGAUGAGAUAUCAGGAAAAGAUGCCCUAGAGAAGACAACACUGAAGUCACUUGGCCUGACUGGAGGCAGUGCCAUCAUCAGAGUUGUCAUGAAGAAAUGCAGUUCAUCUGGUCGGGAGGAAGCUGUCAAUGCCACGGUGCAGUGUAAUGAGCUGACAGUGAGGCCAGGCUCUAUUGAAGGAGCAGUGGAUGUGCCCUUACCUCAAGCAAACACAUUCCCAAAGGACUUGGACCACAGGGAUGUGGCCAUGUCUUUAAACAGCUGCACAGACAAGCAAGACUCGAUUAGAGAAUCUCAUGCCAGCUUGGAGGAGCCGUGGCCUUCCUCAGAGCCCGAGUCUGCCCCAUUUGUCCCUUUUUUUGGAGAUGGACAACGUCUGGGGGACUCUUCUGUAGCUGUAUCAUCUCUUGGGUUAGAUACACCAUCUUCAAAGCUGCCAACAACUUUUUCCAGCCCUGGAGGCCCUUCUAAGCCAAAGAAGUCUAAGAACAGCCAAGAACUGCAAAAGGAGCAAGAACAG